AUGGCGUCAGAGUCGCCGCGACCCGCCUCCCCGCGCGAGGCUGAUCCCGAGCAGAGCACGCCUGCGGAUGCCCCGGCCGACGACAAACGAAGCUCCUCUGCAACGCCAGACGAUUCUCGCGACGGCGGCGACGAUGACAAGGCUGCCGCGAGUUCCCCAGAGUCGGGCGAGGCCAGCGAGGGCGCGUCCCCCGCGACCGCCGACGACGAUGCGCCGCCUCUCCCCAACGAAGCCCCGCCGCUGCCCUCAGGACCGCCUCCCGCCGCCGAAGACGACGGCUGGGACUUCCAGUGGGAUCCAACCUCCAACGCAUACUUCUUCUUCAACCGCUUCACGGGCAAGACGCAGUGGGAGAACCCGCGCGUGCAAACCGGCGCCGCCGCGGCCUCAUCCUCAACCGACACGGGAGCAGCUCCCGGCACCACCGCGACCGCCGCGCCUCUCCCGUCAGGCCCUCCGCCUCUACCGGCAAACGACCGACCCGCCGCGGGCGGCUACAAUCCCGCUAUCCACGGCGACUACGAUCCGAACGCGUGGUACGCGCAGGGAGACAAGACGAACGAGGACGAGGCGCAACAGACCGCCGCGCUCGCGGAACAAGGCUACGGCGCAAUGGCACAGUUCAACCGCUUCACCGGACAGUUCCAGGCGGCGGGCGACGGGCCGGACCGGCACUCGGACGAGGCCAAGAGCAGACGGCAGAUGAAUGCCUUCUUCGACGUCGACGCCGCGGCCAACUCCCACGACGGGCGCAGUCUCAAGGCCGAGCGCAGCGGCAAAAAGCCCACGAAGCAGGAGCUCAAGCAGUUCAAGGAGAAGCGACGCGCCAGGAAGGAGGAGAAGCGCAGGGCCUGGCUGCGCGAUUGA
Colletotrichum gloeosporioides is the source of this 867-nucleotide messenger RNA. RefSeq lists its product as uncharacterized. The transcript has a single exon. The record is from RefSeq and is a predicted model, not a curated record. Gene Ontology annotation, molecular function: protein binding. The coding region runs from base 1 to 867 and encodes 288 amino acids. NCBI's taxonomy places the organism in Eukaryota, Fungi, Ascomycota, Sordariomycetes, Glomerellales, Glomerellaceae.